AUGGGGGUGAAGAGGAGCCUUCAGACCGGGGGCACUUUGCUCAGCCUCUUGACCAGUGUCCUUACAGUGCUGUGCACUGCCACCAACUACUGGAUCAGACAUCAGGGAGGCCACAGUGGCCUGUGGCAGGAGUGCACCCACAACAUCUGCUCCAACAUCCCCUACCAGACCACCUUGGCGGUGACCGCGGCGUGCAUGGUGCUGGCUGCGGCAUUCAGCAUCUUAGCAUUGGGGAUGGGGUUGCGGAUUCGGUGCCAGGAGGACGAGUCGCUGCGGGGCAAGACUACCAUCAUCCUACUCUUCCUCACGGGGCUGCUGCUAUUGAUUGCGUUGAUUGGCUACACUGCGAAGAACGCGUGGAGGCACGAAAUCUUCUUCUCCUGGUCCUACUUCUUCGGAUGGCUGGCUUUACCCCUCUCGAUUCUCGCGGGUUUCUGCUUUCUGCUGGCGGACAUGAUCCUGCAGGGCACCGAGGCCAUCAGCGGGUUUCCAGUGUGCCUGUGACUGCUGCCUGCCGAGGGCAGAAUAAAGAACUUUCAGCGCCGGCUCGCGUGCUUUUCUGGGGACACAGGACGGCUCCUGGAGGCCGCGGACACGGCCACUUGGGGAGGUCGUGAAAGGGGGACUUGGAGGGAAAAUGCA
Nannospalax galili (Upper Galilee mountains blind mole rat) is the source of this 642-nucleotide messenger RNA. RefSeq names its product claudin domain containing 2 (gene Cldnd2). The transcript has 4 exons. NCBI's taxonomy places the organism in Eukaryota, Metazoa, Chordata, Mammalia, Rodentia, Spalacidae. The record is from RefSeq and is a predicted model, not a curated record. Bases 1 to 504 code for a protein of 167 amino acids. Gene Ontology annotation, cellular component: plasma membrane.